UUUUUUCCUUUUAUCCUCUCCUCCAACUUCCUCUACGCUUAACAGUGGGAGCAACAAAUAACGAAUGGAGAGCCUUAAUGUCUGAACUGAAGAUACUGAUCCAUAUUGGGCAUCAUCUCAAUGUGGUUAACCUGCUAGGAGCCUGCACAAAGCGUGGCGGCCCCCUAAUGAUUAUCGUGGAAUUCUGCAAGUAUGGAAAUCUUUCCAACUACCUGAGAAGUAAGAGAGGUGACUUUGUGGUUUACAAGUCUCAGGACGGUAAGGCUGUGCGUUCCAGCUCAGGCUGUGAUCUGAGCGAGCUCAUCAAGCGCAGGUUGGAGAGCGUGGCGAGCACCGGAAGUUCAGCCAGCUCCGGCUUCAUUGAAGAUAAGAGCUACUGCGACUCGGAGGAAGAGGAGGAAGAGCAAGAGGAUUUGUACAAGAAAGUGCUCACAUUGGAAGACUUGAUUUGCUACAGCUUUCAAGUGGCUAAAGGCAUGGAGUUCUUGGCUUCGAGAAAAUGUAUCCACCGUGAUCUGGCUGCACGUAACAUCCUGCUGUCUGAAAACAAUGUUGUGAAGAUUUGCGAUUUUGGACUUGCAAGAGAUGUAUACAAGGACCCAGACUAUGUCCGCAAAGGAGACGCUAGACUUCCCUUAAAGUGGAUGGCGCCAGAGGCCAUUUUUGACAAGAUCUAUACUACUCAGAGUGACGUGUGGUCUUUUGGAGUGCUUAUGUGGGAGAUCUUCUCUCUUGGUAAAUGGCACUGCUGUCCUAAGAGUGUAACUUUAAAAAAAGUUCUACUCUCUCCACAGAAGAGUGCUGGAGCUCAGACAGAGUAA
Molecule: messenger RNA, 821 nt
Organism: Danio rerio (zebrafish)
Lineage: Eukaryota; Metazoa; Chordata; Actinopteri; Cypriniformes; Danionidae
Source: RefSeq, a predicted model, not a curated record